AAGAUAAGGGAAGGAUAAAGCAAGCAAACAAACUGCUUCCAGCUCCAAUCUGGAGAACAAUCAAUCCAUCUCAUAUGAUGAUAAACAAUAAACAAGUAGAUAUGUCUCUCCUUCUUCACCAUCAUCCAUGUUGUAAGUCAUUUCCCCCCUUCAUAACCACCCUCACUAACAGCUUAACCACCUCAACCCCUAAUUUACCAAAACCCUUAAAAAGUUUACAUUUUUCCACAAAAUACUCCAUCUUUAGAAACACCCAUGUCUUAAAUUGCUCCAACAAUGAACUAAUUGACGAAUUCACAAACACCCAUCAACCCAAAAAUCAAGAAAAUGAACUUGGAUUGUUAGGUAAACCAUCACCAAUGCCUGUUAGUGUACCCCCACCAACCGAAAUCGAAUACAAUAAGCCUGACAAAGAUGAGGCUUUGGAGCCCUUUUAUAAGUUCUUUAGAGAUGGGAAAGAAACCAGUGAUUCAGAAGAUGUAAUUGAGGAUGUUUUGGUAGAUGAACAACAGGAUAAUAAGAUGGUUUCCGUAGAGUAUUAUGACCCGCAACCGGGUGAUUUUGUUGUCGGUGUCGUGGUUUCCGGAAAUGAGUAUAAGCUUGAUGUUAAUAUCGGUGCAGAUUUGUUAGCAACUAUGUUAACUAAAGAGGUGCUUCCGUUGUAUGAUAAAGAAUUGAACUCUUUGUUGUGUGAUUUUGAGAGUAAUGGUGAAGAGUUUAUGGUGAAUGGUAAGAUGGGAAUUGUGCAAAAUGAAGCGGCUUUAAGUGGUGGGCCGAUGGUGGGGCAGCCGGUUGUGGAGCAUGGGACGGUUUUGUUUGCGGAAGUUUUGGGUAGAACUCUUAGCGGUAGACCGUUGAUUUCCACCCGUCGGUUAUUUCGCAAAUUGGCUUGGCAUCGAGUGAGGCAGAUUAAGCAAUUUAAUGAACCUAUAGAGGUCAAGAUUACAGAGUGGAAUACCGGUGGUCUUCUUACAAGAAUCGAGGGAUUACGUGCUUUUCUUCCUAAAGUUGAACUCGUCAAUCGUGUUAAUAACUUCACCGAGUUGAAAGAAAAUGUGGGACGUCGCAUGUAUGUUCAAAUUACUCGAAUAUCUGAGGAAACAAAUGACUUGAUUAUUAGUCAAAAGGAAGCUUGGAAUACAAUACACCUCAAAGAGGGAACACUUUUGGAAGGAACAGUGAGGAAAAUCUUCCCUUAUGGUGCUCAAAUAAGGAUCGGUGACAGUAACCGAAGUGGAUUAUUGCAUAUCUCUAAUAUCACUCGAGGAGAAAUUGAUUCAGUCAGCGAUGCUCUAGCACUUGAUGAAAAAGUCAAAGUUUUGGUCGUGAAAUCGAUGUUCCCUGACAAAAUCUCCCUCAGUACUGCAGAGCUUGAGAGUGAACCUGGCCUGUUCCUGUCAAACAAGGAGAAAGUAUAUUCAGAAGCUGCAGAAAUGGCAAAGAAGUACAGGCAAAAGAUUCCACCUGUUUCAACUACUACUCGAAAGGCAGGACACCUUCCAUUGGACACCCUGCCCUUCAAUGACGAAGAAAAUAUGUAUGCAAAUUGGAAAUGGUUCAAAUUUGAAUGAGUAAACGGAUCAGAAUGACCAUUUUAUCCUUUUACUACGACGCACAAAGAAAAACCGAGUAUUUCAACAGGUUAUGGUAUCUAUUUGUAUGUUGUUUGUAUAUGUCAGAUUCCAUUCAAAACAAGAAUUAGAGGCUGUGUUAUUUUGUAGUGUUCCGGGAGCAUGACAAUGUAGUUAGAGACGCAGAUUUUUAUAAAUCAUUGGUAUCAACCAUAAAUUCUUAAUUUGACCGACUCAA
This is a messenger RNA of Helianthus annuus (common sunflower), 1809 nucleotides long. Its product is annotated as protein PIGMENT DEFECTIVE 338, chloroplastic. Gene Ontology annotation, biological process: RNA stabilization. Bases 75 to 1571 code for a protein of 498 amino acids. The record is from RefSeq and is a predicted model, not a curated record. The transcript has 8 exons. NCBI's taxonomy places the organism in Eukaryota, Viridiplantae, Streptophyta, Magnoliopsida, Asterales, Asteraceae. Gene Ontology annotation, molecular function: RNA binding.